GUGAUGGUGAAUUAUUAGCAUAUUUAUGCUUUAUUGUUCUCAUCAAUCUCCUCUUGUUAUUUCUCCUUUUUCAACUUAUUUAAUAUGAUGUUAUACGCAUAAAUUGGAACUCACCAAACUUUGGUAGUCAUGAAGGAAUAAUUCCUCUCCAAUGGUUAAAGAACUUACACAUGAAACAAGAAUUACAUAAAGACUCCAAACCUCUCGUUGCUGCUUCAAUUCCUGUUCUAGAGUACAGUGAUGUUAUAGAUUCUGAUGUACACACAUACCAAUGGAUAAGAAACCUCAAUUAUUUUGGUAUAUGUCUCAUUGACAAUGCUCCAAUAACUACUGAUGUAUUAGAAAAGCUUGUCGGAAAGUUUCCACAUGUACAGCCUACAACUUAUGGAAAUUAUCCACUCUUGUAUGCCAAGGAUGAUCCAACUGAUCUUGGUUUCAGUACAUCCAACCUACACUUCCAUCAAGACUUAUUGUACUAUGAGUCACCACCUGGUAUUGAAUUGUUCCACUGCGUUAGAAGAGAUUCUUGUGUUGUGGGAGGUGAGAAUAUAUUUCUUGAUUUCUAUCCAGUCCUGGAAGAACUCAGACAAGAAGCCCCUCAGUAUUUUGAGGUCCUCACUAAAGUACCAGUUUCAUUUCAGAGACGACAUUACAUGAAGAAUGACGUUGAGACCCCAUCUGAUAUGGGUAUAUCACGCCCACACAUCCAAUUGGACAGAUAUGGAGAGGUUGCUACUGUUAAUUGGAACACUCAUCACCAAGAGCCUGUAAUGCUGGAUGACCUGGAUCUACUGGAUAGCUAUUAUAAAGCUUUCUUAUACAUGUCAAGGAAAAUCGAGAGCUCAAAGUAUCAUUUGGAGCAUUGUCUGUUACCUGGACAAAUCAUUGCAUUUAAUAAUCGUCGUUUUCUACACUCCAGAAACUCAUUUCAACUGAACGGUGGAUUCAGAAAUUUUCAUACUACCUAUGUGAACAUUGAUUACCUCAGAAGUCAGUUCCUUGUACUUGGAAAGGCUUUAGGUUUUAACGAGAGCCCAAAGAACAUUUUUAUGUCUACUCUGUGAAAUUUGUACUUUUUAUAAUAACCAAAUUAAUUUUUUUUAUUGAUGCUAA
Messenger RNA from Amphimedon queenslandica, 1113 nucleotides. Its product is annotated as gamma-butyrobetaine dioxygenase-like. The transcript is spliced from 12 exons. Lineage: Eukaryota; Metazoa; Porifera; Demospongiae; Haplosclerida; Niphatidae. The coding region runs from base 171 to 1064 and encodes 297 amino acids. Gene Ontology annotation, cellular component: mitochondrion. The record is from RefSeq and is a predicted model, not a curated record. Gene Ontology annotation, biological process: carnitine biosynthetic process. Gene Ontology annotation, molecular function: oxidoreductase activity.